This is a messenger RNA of Mucor mucedo, 1587 nucleotides long. RefSeq lists its product as uncharacterized. The record is from RefSeq and is a predicted model, not a curated record. Bases 53 to 1252 code for a protein of 399 amino acids. The transcript has 3 exons. NCBI's taxonomy places the organism in Eukaryota, Fungi, Mucoromycota, Mucoromycetes, Mucorales, Mucoraceae.
UUUUUUUUUUUUCUUUUUUUUUUUUUUUCGCUUUUCUUUUAAAAUCAAAACUAUGUCUGAUAAUGUUGUUUGUCCAAAAGAAUACGCUCAUUACAAGCUAUUGCCCUCUUCCAUUAAGACUAAGGAUUUAAGCUGGGAUUUCUUUCAAAAAGUAAACGCCAAACAGUGGGAUUUCGAGUCUUACAAAGCUCACCAAAACAUCGUCUCUAAAACCCAAAAAAACUUUAACACGUUAAUCCAUGAGUACAAAAAUUGUCUGCAGCGUAUAAUUCAAAAAAACUUGGUUCCAAGCACACUUCUUGAUUACGUAAAAGAACUAAAGAAUACGAGUUGUGUAAAAGACAAUCAAAAUCUGAACAAAGAGGAUGCAACUUUGUCGGUAGUCUCCAGUGGUACUACUAUUUUCAAUAACAUAAAUAGUGGCCAAGAGCAGAUCAACAACAUCCAUAUAAGGAAGAGAAGGAAGCUCCGCCCUAGCAAAAACACAUCUAAAGAAGUUCAUGGUGACAAAAGCUUGGUUUCAAAUGAUGAUGAUGAUAUUGAUGAUGAUAGUAAUAACUUGUUGCCCGAAGGAAAUGAUGAUAGUAAUAGCUUGAUACCCGAUGGAAAUGAUGAAGACCAAAACGUAAGCUCUUCCGAAAAAACUGAUCAAGAUGAUUCUUUCGACAGCGUCGAUCACCACCCGAAUGCAGUCAAUUAUUAUGACUAUCUCGUUGGGGACGGUCAGGAACAGUGGAGCUUUUCAACUAAAGCGGCCGCUACUUUAAUACACCAAGGUCUAAACAUCACAAAACUCUUACAGGAAUAUAGAGAAGCCUCCGUGGUUGCUGCUAAACAUUUAAUCAACAUAUCCGACUGCAGAAUUUUGUCACUUUCAUUUAUCUUUCCUUUUUCAAACCAGAAUAUGCAGAAAUCAUUUACUCAAAGUUUUAAACAGCAUCAUCAUAUUAUAAAGGACUAUAUAAAACCCUUGAUCUUACAGCCUGUUCCAGAUACUAUAAUACUAUGGUGUAAUCGUUUGGAUAAUUCCUUUGACCUAAAUGAUGACAGCCAACUGAAUCAAGCCACAAAAGAAAUGAAGGAAAAAUUUGCAACAAAAAUAUCAGAAGCAGAGGACAUCCACUUUUCAAUUAUCCAAAGAAUUGUAAAAGAAAUUCGAAGCUGGAAUUCCCACAACACCGAGGAUGAUUUCAUGGCGUAUUUAUAUUUUUUAUUGAUGAAAUAUUUUCGGUCACCAGGAGCCCAUAUCUAAAUGUAAAUAAAACUAUGAAGCGUCUAUCGGUCGAAUCAUCCUACAUACCAGAUGUCAAGCUGUCAUACGAGUAUAAAAAAAAUCAAGAGUUGGAUCUGUGUGUGAUUGAAGUGAAGAAAAAGUCGAUUUCAAAUACUCCAAAUAAAUCCGAUUUCACGAAGAUUCAUCUCGAGAUGAAACUAAUGAUCACAAAACUUAUACAAAUGAAUGUCCAUGACCCUGUUGUUUACGGAGUAUUAGUGCAAGGGUUUGAUUGCCAAGUCUCCAAAAUGACUCUUGAUGGCGAUGGAUUUUAUUUCACUCCAGUUGUUCAUUUUAUUCACUUGCCAAGAGAU